Messenger RNA from Botrytis fragariae, 1248 nucleotides. RefSeq lists its product as uncharacterized. The record is from RefSeq and is a predicted model, not a curated record. Lineage: Eukaryota; Fungi; Ascomycota; Leotiomycetes; Helotiales; Sclerotiniaceae. The transcript has 2 exons. The coding region runs from base 1 to 1248 and encodes 415 amino acids.
AUGAAUGGCGGUCUUUGUCUCUGCGAUAUUUGCUGUUCGGAAGACGCGUCAGAAACCUCUGAAGACUCGCCACCGCAGUCGCCAGCUCAGAAUACAAAACAAAAGGAAGAAGAGCUCGAUGAAGAGUAUAACCAAUGGUGCGAUAGUCUCACUGAGAUCAAAGAGUAUGAAGAAGGAUUAGAACAAACUUUAAAACAGGGUCAUGAAUUCUUUGAGAAUAAUUUUCGACGAGUCGUGAAAAGGAAGUAUGGGCGGAUUUCCAAUGAUAAAUGUGAAAGUAUGAAGACAAAAUGGGAAGAAAUGGAGGAGAGAGGCGGAGAGGGGCUUGAAUGCUACAUAGAGUGGAAUUUAACGGGUGAAUUUGGGAAUGACGGCGGUAGCGACCGUGAGAUCGAUGACGAUAAUAAUGAUGUGGUGGGACUUGAAAGUGAUGAAGAGAAGGAUAAGUACCAGAAAGUCGGUGAUGGUGAUUGGGAAUGUUCUACUGAAGAUUUGGGAGCGGCUAUAUGGGAGUAUGAGGAGCUUGUUGGUUCGUUACACGGCGACGAUCGACGUAUGGCGCAGUGCUGUCCCCACAACUUACGGGAACAAAAAAGGAAAGAUCGAAGCACAACUCUCGAGAGGUCGCUUUCCUCCAUUACUCUAUCUCUCGCAAGAUUUAGAAAAAGACGAUCUUCAAGCUCAAGAAUAACAAAUCAAGGUCCGGUGUUCACAGUUACGCUUCAGAAAAAAAAAGAUUCUGGCCAGGAUCGUGCUGCCACCGGAGUGUCUAUCAAGAUCGGAGAAGGUUCGCCAGCAUUAGAGAUUUCUAUAGGAUCCAUCGCAGCAACGAAAGCAAAGACAAAACACACAAGCUGUUGGAGUUCACGUACCAAAGUUACCUCAUCCCUUUCGAGCUUUCCAAAUCUGGAGACAGAUAUGCAUGUACCUCGAAACUCAGUUCAAACCAUCGGUUCUCUAUCAUCAGAUAUGAGUUCAGAUAAGGAACUCAAGAGUCGCAGCAUUCACUUUCCUGUAAAACUACCUGAGUUGCAGAGAAUGAAUAUGCAGGAUAAUUUUAUAAAGAGUCUGAUAAGCAAGCUUACGAAAGAGAGACGGGAGAAAAGAUUGGUACUGCGAGGCUCGAGGAGAUACAGAUAUCUGGCCACCGUGAAGAGAGUUAUGGAUAGUGGUUGGGCCAUUCAGUCGCAGGUUUUAGACAAGCUCAAACGGGGGAGGAAAAGGAAGUUUGAUGAACAGAGUAUCUAG